Molecule: messenger RNA, 1775 nt
Organism: Arabidopsis lyrata subsp. lyrata
Lineage: Eukaryota; Viridiplantae; Streptophyta; Magnoliopsida; Brassicales; Brassicaceae
Product: casein kinase 1-like protein HD16
Exons: 7
Coding region: 143-1009 (288 amino acids)
Source: RefSeq, a predicted model, not a curated record
UAAUUCCCGGUUCAAACAAACCUAAUCCGGUUCGGAUAAUACCCAAUUAAAACCCUAAUAAAAAAAGCCUCUCGAUUACCGAAGAAACAGAGAGGAUAAACGCAGGCUUUGUGGAGGUGGAAUCAUUAGGGAAGUAGAAAAAAUGAGACCACCGAUGGGCAGCGGAAGAACUGGUGGUGGCGGACGUGAUUCAUGCCCUGAGAAGAAAGAGAAAGAGAAAGACCCAACAAGUAGACUUUGCUCGGAUUUGAGUGAUUUACAAAUAGAAAAAAUCGCAAGUACUCCUACGUUCCAAUGGAUUUCAGUCUAUAACAAACGUCCUCCUAUGAAACAGAGAUUUCAUCACAACGUAGCAAAUUCAAGGUUGCACCAUCAUGUAGAGAAAGCUAACAAUGAUGGCCUUUUUAUAAGCUGUGUAGCAUCAGAAGCUAAUCUAUGGGCAUUCGUCGUGGAUAAAGGGACUGGUUUCACUUCUCAAGUUUAUACAGUUAUCUCAGCCUUCCUCCCCAAGGACUGGAUUAUGAAACAAUGGGAGAAGAACUACUAUAUCAGUUCCAUAGCUGGUGCAAAUAAUGGGGGCUCGUUGGUCGUUAUGUCAAAAGGAACUCUUUAUACCAAGCAAUCAUACAAAACCAGCCACUCAAUUCCAUUAAAGUGGAUGGAUAAAAAGUGGAAAGAAGGUUUUCAUGUAACAUCCAUGACCACUGCUGGGAGUGGUUGGGGUGUAGUAAUGUCCAGGAACUCAGGCUUCUCUGAACAGGUGAUGGAGCUUGACUUCUUGAACCCAAGUGAAGAUAUAAAUCGAAGGUUGGAGAGUGGAUACAGGAUAACAUCAAUGGCUGCAACAGCUGAUCAAGCAGCUCUUAUAUUGAGUAUACCCAAACGAAAAAUAACCGAUGAAAUCCAAGAGACUUUACGUACUUCUUCCUUCCCUAGCUCCUAUAUCAAGGACAAAUGGGAGAAAAAUAUGUUCAUAACAUCAAUAUGUUAUGGUCGGACAGUUUGCUAAUGAAACAUGGAGCAUAUAUAUUCUUGUAGCUGUUGCGUUAAUAUAUGUGGUUAGCUGGUUAUUUGAGCUAUUCAAUGCGUAAACAGAGUGGUCACCUAGUCAAUGAAGUGAGGUCAUGAAGAGAAACAGAUACAUCUUACCUGUUUAGAGUAGUAGAAGAACUAAAACAACCACAGUAAAAAUUAGUGGUUAUAAAAAUGCGGUCGCCUCUCUUCCUCUUACACUAUUUCUCUUUAGUUUCCCCAAAUCUCCUCUGCCAAAAAAGUUAUAGAGCGUGAUACAUUUGACCAAAUUACUCUUCCUCUUUGGUUUCGUGACGGCUUUACUUGGUAUCAUCCCAGCUGAUCCACCACUGUGGAGACUCCAACGAGUUUCUCUGUUUGUGACCAUCUCCACUUCUCAUUGCUCAAUGACAAUUGUUUGACCUUCCUUGAAAGUAGUCCUCUCACCUUGGUCUCUAAUAAUGCUGUUUCUUACUCUUCUCUGCUUCCUCUACUUCUGCUUGGACAACAUCUUUGGUCGUUGAAUGAGUUCUUGACAUUAUUCUGCAACAAACUUCUAUCAUCGAACUCUUCAUUUGUGUUUAGCUUCUUUGUGUUUAAUUUGUAAUCGAAAAACAAAAGUUAUUCUUUACUAUUUGAAUUCUCUCUAUCAUUUACCGCGGAGUUAUUUAUUGGGCUAAAAUAAUAUAUAUGAGGCCCAUUGGUUUUAAUGUCAUAUCGACGGCCCGGUUUGCGUAUAAACAGUCAUGAUCAGAUCUAGACCG